Messenger RNA from Phlebotomus papatasi, 1943 nucleotides. RefSeq names its product 8-oxo-dGDP phosphatase NUDT18. The record is from RefSeq and is a predicted model, not a curated record. The transcript is spliced from 3 exons. Bases 719 to 1726 code for a protein of 335 amino acids. Gene Ontology annotation, molecular function: 8-oxo-GDP phosphatase activity; 8-oxo-dGDP phosphatase activity; magnesium ion binding. NCBI's taxonomy places the organism in Eukaryota, Metazoa, Arthropoda, Insecta, Diptera, Psychodidae.
GCAAUUGAGUAAUAUACAGAAAAAAAAGUCCACUGUCAAGUUUAUUUAUCAUCUAGCUUUCUGGCCAAUACAUCUUUUGGCCUGCAACAAGAAGUAUAUAUCUAUAAUGGCGUGAAAUAGAGCGAAUUCAGCCGAGUGUAUUAGUAGCAACUUGAUAGCAUUUGGACACCGUCAUCGAGCCACAGGUAAUUAAACUAACGGUAGAGCGUGAGCAUUAGAUGUUCCUGGAUACGUCCCAUGGUAAUCAAGAUUCAAGGCAGCAACAUACAAACAAACGAUAACCAAGAGUUUGUGUUCUGCGUUGCUGAAUCCAAAAUCCGUCACACCACAAACACCAAGGCGGGAGGUUGGUGGAAGGCUCUUCUCAACACAAAACUCUGAAGUGAGUUAGUUGAAUGGAGAGAGUUGAAGAGUGUGGUGGAUCCCAAGUUCAUCAGGUGUGCUCAGGAAGAUAUUGAAGAAGACAAAAACCAGUUGAGAGGUCGUGAGAAAUUUUGUGAACAACAAAUAGAAUCUGAGAUCAUCCUAAUUGGAUAUUCGUCAUCAUAGAUAUCUCGGAUUUAAGAGAAUUUUGGUGUUUUGGUAUGAGGUGAACUUGGUGGCUCUCUUGCGAGACUAUGGAAUGUUUGUGACUCUUAGGGAGUGUCUACGUGUGCUAGAGAGAAUUAACAGGCUAGUUAAUUAAGGCAGGUGAACGCACACAAAACCCAGUGAGGAAAUGGAGGUGCAUCUGUCGAAUCUGAUGGGUAAGCUGAGCAUCGAUAACGGUGUUAGCGAUCUAUGUGACUUUUCGCUGGCGGAGCAGAAUGCCCUCAGUGAGGCACAUGGCAUAACGCCCAGCACAAGUCCGGACUAUUUGCCCAUCCUCGGGAAGACUGUCAACUAUAUUGUGGCCUUUGUACUCGUCAAUGAUGCCAACGAAGUACUGAUGAUGCAGGAAUCUCGAGAAUCCUGCCGUGGCAAAUGGUACCUACCAGCAGGAAGGAUGGAACCUGGUGAGAAAGUUGUCGAAGCAGCGGCUAGGGAAGUGUUGGAAGAGACAGGCCUAAUUGUUGAAAUUACGACACUUUUGCUCGUGGAGACCGCAGGAGGAUCGUGGUUUCGAUUUGUUGUCACAGGUGAGAUUGUGGGUGGUGAACUGAAGACACCCGAACAUGCAGACAGUGAAUCACUGCAGGCUAGUUGGGUGUCGGAUGUGGCGAAAUUGAAUCUCCGUAGCAAAGACAUAAUUGCACUCAUCAACUACGGCCACCUCUACAAGAACACCAUUUCUGUGGCACUGUGGCCACGAACAAUGCUUCCCAAGGCCCAGGCCCACACCAAAAGUCACCUCAGACUAGUAAUGGCUAUCAAGAAGCGUGCCACAAAUCGAUUUCACAUUCUCUACAGCGAAAAACAAACCUCCCACUAUCCCACAGUGGAGAUUCAUCCCGAGAGGAGCAUCUACUCUACCCUGAUAAAAUUCAUGAAAGAAAUCUUUGGGGCUGACCUGCCUCAACACAAACCUCUGGGAUUGUUCUCUGUGGAGCAUUCGCCAUCAGAGACAGCCAGUACAGCCACAGAUGGCAUCUGCCUUACACUCCUUGUACUCUUUCGACCACCCCUGGAGGAAGUCGCCCUGAUUGGGAAGUACGUCUGGGAGGAAUUACCCUCUGAGGCGAGUCAUGAGAUGGAAAAGCUAAUUACCGCCAAACACGCUCUAAUUGGAUUGAGUGUACUGAGAUAGACAACCUAAAUGAGAUGCAUCAAAUAUUUUGAUACCAAAAUACAGAGAAUUAUAAAUUGCUUUUGCUCUGCCUUUCCCACAACAAUGUAUUCCUCUGUCCAUUGAGUAAAUUCAGCUAUAAUCUACCGUUCUUUUUUUUUGUUGCUAAUUCCAUUGAAAAAAUACUCUCUAUGUAAGAUGUAUUAUUGACUGUUGAAUAAAAAGAUAUUUAACGAGA